UGAGUUAGCUAGUUAGCAACAUACAGCAAUAAUCAUAGAAAAGGCACAAAGCUUCAACCUAGCUAGUGUUGAUCAAUAGCUGUGUUGUUUUUGGUAUGCCACUCGAUCAAAGGUGCUGAGCAUUGCUAAUAAAGCAAAACCACCAAGCCAAGAAGGGACUGGCAGUGUUGAUGAUCAAUAGCUAAUUACUAGCAAGCUAAUAUCUGAAUCUUUAUACACAUCGAUCUGCAGAUCUCCUGAUAAAUAUUAGCGCAUGUUUUGUUGAAGAUGAAGAUUUCGAUUAGCCUGCAACUACUUUUGGGCUUGUUAUUGGCUAUUAAUGGCAUCCUCCUCCAUUGCCAAGCUUGGCCAGCGCGUUACACUUUUGUGGUGGAAGAAACUCCAUACAAAAGAUUGUGUAGCACAAAGAACAUCUUGACUGUAAAUGGUCAGUUUCCCGGACCGACUUUGUACGCUCGCAAAGGAGACACCGUCAUCGUCGAUGUCUUUAACAGGGGCAAUCGUAACAUUACUCUCCACUGGCAUGGUGUUGACCAACCAAGGAAUCCAUGGUCGGACGGACCAGAGUAUAUCACGCAGUGCCCGAUUCAACCAGGAGCCAAUUUCACCCAAAAAAUCAUUUUUUCCGAGGAGGAAGGCACUCUUUGGUGGCAUGCUCACAGUGAGUGGGAUCGAGCCACUGUACAUGGUGCAAUCAUCAUAUACCCCAACAAGGACAACAAUUACCCUUUUGCCAAGCCUCAUGCAGAAAUCCCGGUCAUAUUGGGAGAGUGGUGGAAGGAAGAUAUAGGGAAGCUUUAUACUCAAACUCUUCAAUCCGGAGGGGACCCUAAUAAUUCCUCCGCUUUCCUCAUUAACGGUCAACCCGGCCAUCUGUAUCCAUGCUCUGAAUCAGAGACAUUCAAUCUGAUGGUUGAUUAUGGCAAAACCUACCUACUGAGGCUAAUCAAUUCCGCUGUGCAAGAGAUUAUGUUUUUCUCCAUCGCCAAUCACAAAGUCACAGUUGUAGGGGCAGAUGCUAGCUACACCAAGCCUUUCACAACCGAUUAUGUCACAAUCUCACCUGGUCAAACCCUUGACCUUUUGCUCACUGCUAAUCAGAAGCCUAACCACUACUACAUGGCCGCUAAAGCCUAUGUAGGUGGUGUUGGGGUUCCUUAUGAUAACACCACCACCACAGCCCUACUGCAAUACUCAAAUCGCGGGUUAAAAAAUUACACAUACACCCCUUCUCCAACCCCUUCGUUUCCUACUCUUCCUGCCUACAAUGACACUAAUGCAUCGGUUAAUUUUUCCGGCAGUCUCAGAAGCUUAGCUGAUAAUAACCACCCCAUUGAUGUUCCACUUAAAAUUACAACUCACUUGUUUUACACAGUCUCCGUCAACUCGUUUCCCUGCCCGAAUAAUUCCUGCGCCGGGCCUAAUGGGACACGUUUCGCCGCUAGCGUGAACAACAUCAGCUUUGUGGACCCUAGCAUUGACAUACUACAAGCUUACUAUUAUCAUGUCAACGGGGAAUUUGGAACUCGCUUUCCAGAUUUCCCGCCCUCGCUGUUUAAUUUUACGGCGCAGGACUUGCCGCUGUACCUUCAGAUUCCGAAACGAGGGACGGAGGUGAAGGUAUUGGAGUACAACACCACGGUGGAGCUUGUGCUUCAAGGGACUAAUUUGGUGUCGGGGGAUGACCAUCCAAUGCAUCUGCAUGGUUACAGUUUCUAUGUUGUUGGAAUGGGGCUUGGGAACUUUGACAAGGAUAAGGACCCUUUGAAAUAUAAUCUUGUCGAUCCUCCUCUUCGGAACACCGUUAUCGUCCCUGUAAAUGGGUGGACUACCAUUAGAUUCAAGGCCAACAACCCUGGAGUUUGGUUUAUGCACUGCCAUCUUGAUAGGCAUAUGUCGUGGGGCAUGGACGUGACAUUCAUAGUGAAAAAUGGAAAGGGCCCUCAAGCACAAAUGUUACCUCCACCACCGGAUAUGCCACCAUGUUAAAGCUACCUGCCUGCUAGCUAGCCCUCCAUCUAAUAUCUGAUUCCAUGUAAUAAUGGGGGAAGAAGGAUUGUGAUCAUAUUUGUAAUAAUAGAGAAGAAAUUAUGCUGAAUA
Molecule: messenger RNA, 2100 nt
Organism: Rosa chinensis
Lineage: Eukaryota; Viridiplantae; Streptophyta; Magnoliopsida; Rosales; Rosaceae
Product: laccase-15
Exons: 6
Coding region: 268-1989 (573 amino acids)
Biological process (GO): lignin catabolic process
Cellular component (GO): apoplast
Molecular function (GO): hydroquinone:oxygen oxidoreductase activity; copper ion binding
Source: RefSeq, a predicted model, not a curated record